AUGGAGAUUUCAAUUCGAUCCCUCGUUGGAAGAUCAUCUUCGAUUGCAAGGAGUAGAAUUUUCCUACAAGGUUGCAUUGCAUGCCGUAAUUCAACCUUAUCUGCUAGCCAACCUAAUAUCAACGACUUACCGGUAGCAGACCUGACCAAAUCUCAAAGGAAAUCCAUACUGCAUCAUAAUAAGAGAAGCAUUCAACUUGAACAGGCUUCUAGACGUAAAGAACUUCAAAUACCCUUAAGUCGAGUGUAUGAUGAUUGGCUGUCUACUACUGGCCCAAAGCAUGUCAUGACUGUGGCUGAACACUAUGGUAUAUUUAAGGAUGUACUUAUGGAUUAUCCCUUUUUUCCUACCGUCAAUUUUGGAGUUGAGUAUCCGAACUAUCGAGUGCAAUGGGGCAAUUUAAUAUCACCAUCAAAGACUGCAGCUCGUCCAAAAAUUUCAUUUGCACCGAAAUAUAAUGACGGUUUAUGGACAUUAAUUAUGAUCAAUCCUGAUGGAGUAUUUAUCGAAAAUCAACAGGAAUCUGAAAUUUUGCAUUGGUUAUUGAUUAAUAUGGCGCCUUCAACAGCUAUUAAAGGCGUAGAAGCUUGUAAAUACUUGCAGCCUUUACCUAUUAGAGGCACUGGAUACCAUCGAUUAAUAUUUCUAUUAUGCAAACAAAGCAGGGAAAUACCAGUUCCAGAUCAAAUCACGGACAUUGCUGAUCGUUCUUUCUCAACAUACAACUUCUUAAUACAACAUCAAGACUCUCUUAAGCCAGUUGGACUAAGAUUUUUUCAAUCUGAUUGGGACAAAUCAGUAACAACAAGUUUCCGGAAAAUGCUAGGAAUGAACGAGCCUACGUAUAGCGCGCAACCUAUACCUCUAUCUAAAUCUCGAUUAAAGAAAUACAAGCACAGAAAUAUUUACAAGAACAAGGAAAAGUUGUUUAGAGCUUAA
Molecule: messenger RNA, 939 nt
Organism: Trichoplax adhaerens
Lineage: Eukaryota; Metazoa; Placozoa; Uniplacotomia; Trichoplacea; Trichoplacidae
Exons: 8
Coding region: 1-939 (312 amino acids)
Cellular component (GO): mitochondrial large ribosomal subunit
Source: RefSeq, a predicted model, not a curated record